This is a messenger RNA of Struthio camelus australis, 1010 nucleotides long. The record is from RefSeq and is a predicted model, not a curated record. NCBI's taxonomy places the organism in Eukaryota, Metazoa, Chordata, Aves, Struthioniformes, Struthionidae.
AGAUGCAUGAUGUAUGGAUUUGGGGAUGACCAGAACCCUUACACAGAAUCAGUGGAUAUUCUCGAGGAUCUGGUAAUAGAGUUCAUCACAGAAAUGACGCACAAGGCCAUGUCAAUUGGGCGGCAGGGUCGUGUACAGGUUGAGGACAUUGUCUUUCUAAUCCGCAAGGACCCCCGGAAGUUUGCCAGAGUUAAGGACCUCCUGACUAUGAAUGAAGAACUGAAGCGGGCCAGAAAGGCCUUUGAUGAGGCAAACUAUGGAUCUUGAUCUUCUGUGCACGCGGCACAGCUUGGGCACCUUCUUCCCAAAAGCAAGGAAUUAGUAUGUAUUUGUUGGAGGUUUUUUUUCCAGGAUGGAGAUCAGUGCUGGGAUGUCUGCCUCGGCUCUCGGCCUUUACAAAGAAGUAUCGAAGCCUUCUAAUUUUAUCUGACUGUAUGUGGUAUACUUAGGUAUUUUUAUACCAUUUUAUAAAACUCAAGAAGUGUGAAAGUGAGCUCUAAAGGUUCUUGUAAUGGUGACAAGUGUGUUUGAAGUAGGACUGUGUUCUAUCAGGUAUCUAGAGGGUUAAUGAGAACUGAUUCUUUCCAACUGUUUCAGUCAUUAUUAGAUGCUCCCUUCGCAGGAGACCUAGAAAAUGGAUCUCGGAGAACUGGACAAACUGUGCCUUCGAGCACAAACCAUUAGAAUUUCUGUUCUCUUCCCUGUCCCUGCUCCAUAUAUGCUCUUUGAGUAAAACAUCUUAAGCUCACGCCAGGCCUCGUAACUAAAAUUCACUGACGAAUUCACACAAGUUGCAUAAUGUGGAUUUCUUAGCACUAACGAUUAAGUAUUCUUAGUCUGGUAGGAAGCUCAUUUUUUCCUUCUGCCUCAGUGGACACAGCUCUCUUGUUCUCAUUUCUCCCUAGGAAAUGGGGAUUCACCUAUCCCAAAUUUACUUGCCCUUAGAUGCUUGCCUUCUCCUUCCCCUCUUAGACGGGUGCUCCACAAUAAAGCUGAGUGCUGCCCUUCAA